CAUCCUCAGCUCAGCGCGCCUGAAAACGAGUUGUUCGAACCAGACGGGCUAUAUAAAGAGCCCUUGCCCGUAGAAUCUGCUGUUGUUGAUUCUGAAUCUCUUCACACUUCCUGUACUUUACCAACAUGCCGCUAAGCUAUGAUACUGAGUAUAUCAAAGAUGCAGAGCCAGCGCUUGCUGCGAUUGCCUCUGCAUUCAAAACCCCCGUGCACGAUGCACUCGCCCUCCGAGCAGGCCUCGCAGCUAUGUUAGACCCAUUCACAGGCGGUAUUCCUGAGAUCCCCGGAAUAAAAACGACCAUCCACAAAGUCCCCUCAGCCGACGGCCACAUAUUCUCGCUAUACCAAGUCGCACCGGAGCGCGUCGAUGGAGCCCCUCCAGGUCCAGCAAUUGUACACGCCCAUGGAGGCGGCUUCAUCCACGGCGACGGACAAGAAUGGGCCAAGGUAUGCGCCAUCAGAGCCCACGAGACAGGGAUGCCCUUCUUCACGGUCGACUACCGCCUCGCGCCAGAAAGCAAGUUCCCCGCCGCGAUCGACGACGUCUAUGCCGCGCUGACGUGGGUCCACGAGCACGCCGAGGAAUUCGGCAUCGAUCGUUCGCGCAUUGCAGUCCAGGGCGAGAGCGCGGGCGGGAACCUUGCCGCUGCUGUUUCCCUAAUGGCGCGCGAUCGUGCCCUUAAUCCCCCGCUGGCCAAGCAGAUCCUGUCAUACCCGAUGCUGGAUGAUCGGAAUACGGUUCCGGACCCGGAGCUUGCGCGUUUUGCGACGUGGACCUACGAUAAUAACACCACCGCGGCUACGGCGUAUAUCGGUGAUAAGGCCGGGAAGGAGGGUGUUUCGCCUUACGCGGCGCCUGCACGGGCUACGAGCUUUGAGGGAUUACCACCGUUGUACAUUGAUGUGGGCGGUUUGGAUAUUUUCCGAGACGAAUGUAUUGCGUAUGCUGGAAAGCUUGCAGCGGCAAAUGUUAAUGUUGAGCUUCAUGUCUACCCCGGAGUGCCGCAUAUGUUUGAGCCGGGGGGACUUGCUACUGGUGUGGUUCAGCGGGCAUCGGCGAAUCGGUUGGCUGCCAUGAAGAGCUUUUAGGCAAGUUUGAUGCUGUGAAUGGUGAUAUAUCAGAUAGUCUGCUCCCGUACUACAAAUUGAUGAAUGAACCGUGCCUUCCGUUUUGGGAACAAAAUUCAAUGU
Aspergillus versicolor CBS 583.65 is the source of this 1190-nucleotide messenger RNA. Its product is annotated as alpha/beta hydrolase. Gene Ontology annotation, molecular function: hydrolase activity. The record is from RefSeq and is a predicted model, not a curated record. The transcript has a single exon. Lineage: Eukaryota; Fungi; Ascomycota; Eurotiomycetes; Eurotiales; Aspergillaceae. The coding region runs from base 126 to 1088 and encodes 320 amino acids.